UGAAAAAAAAGGAAAAACGGCUCUCCUUACAAAUUUUAGAAGCUACCAGAACAUCAGAUCUAUUCACCCUCACUUCAUCUUCUCCCCUUCUGACAUCGUUACUGCUCCUCAAUACAGACCCAAUUUCUCUGCUUUGGUUCGACUUAGUCUUCGGUGGUGUUGUAUCAGUGAGUUACAGCCAGGGACCUCAAAGCUGGAGGUAUAACAUAAGAUUUUCUUGCAAGGAUCCAAGUUUCCUGCUACUGAUGUCUGACAGAAAAAGAAAGACGAACAACGUCCAAAUGAAGAAAAAUCUUAGACGUCGUAUUGCCUAUAAAGAAAUGUCGCCUGACCAAAAGGCAGCACUUCUAGAACGGCGUCGGGUAGAAUACGCUAUGGAAAGGCAUACUCUCUCAAAAAAUUCUACUCUUGACUGUUCUACUCAGAAAAGCAUGAUUUCAGGAGACCUUGCUUUGGGACAACCUGCUCUGUUCAUUCGAGAGACACCUUCUUCUUCUCGAAAUGAUCAAAGUCAGACCAAAAGAGUGUCUCUUCCCUUUUAAAGCUCAAGUCAGCAUAUAAUGUUACUUCAAGUGAAGAUUUAUCGGGAUACUGUACAAGUUUCUCUUCUCUUUUCCACAGCCGACAACAACUGGUUGAAUCCAGAUUGUACCCGCUUACACCAAGAACAUCAAGAAUUUCAUAACUUUUCUCUUUCUAGCAAGCUUGGCAAUGAACUACAACAGAUUCAUCUCUUAGCACAAGUCCAAAAGGCUACAAAUGAACUUGGUGAUGAUCAAUCAUUAAAAGCUAGGGAGGAUGAUUUUGCUGGUUAUGAAGGUAUUUUGAGGCCUCAAUAUUCUAGAUUUACAUGUAAAGUAGUGUCUCACUUUCUUUUAAGUUACUGCAAACAAGUUUUCUUUAACCAUGUGAGAUAGAUUAUCUUGGUAUAUAUUUUUAUUUGUACUUAGCUGUGACGUUUCAUCUUGGAUUGGUUGUUGAAAUUUCUCCUGCGGUAUGAAAUGUUAGUAUUUCAAUUGCC
This is a messenger RNA of Lycium barbarum (goji berry), 1021 nucleotides long. RefSeq lists its product as uncharacterized. The record is from RefSeq and is a predicted model, not a curated record. Bases 561 to 917 code for a protein of 118 amino acids. NCBI's taxonomy places the organism in Eukaryota, Viridiplantae, Streptophyta, Magnoliopsida, Solanales, Solanaceae. The transcript is spliced from 7 exons.